AUGGUCUCCCCACUGGCACUGCUGGCCCGGGUCUGGAAGGUGGCUUCUCAACGGCCGUCGCGGGCCUGGCUUCCGCCGGCGGCCGCGCUGGCUGCCGCAUCCAUCCCACGGUGGAUCACUAUCUCAGCAGUGCUCGGACUGCUUCUCUUCUUCUUGCUGCAGGAGAUAAAGCUCCAAGCUGCCCCGCAAGAGGAUGGGCCGGAGAAAAAGUUGCUGGAGCUGAAAUUUGAGACAGGCUGUCGAAAAACGGCGGUCGCGGCUGCAUUGAGCUCCUGGAUCUACAACUCCGGCUCGCGUUGCGUAAGGAUCAAAGUGUACAGCGACGAUCGACGAGCGGCGUAUUACGACUACGAAAGUGCCGAUAUGACCCGAGCUCCGCGAGGUAUCAUCCCGGGUGGCUGGUGCGUACCGGUCAUCAAGGAGCUCAGUAAGAUGGGGCGCGACGGCGUGUCGCACCCAUGCUUGUUGGUGCGAUAUCUGAGCCUGCCGGUUUUGAUUUGGAAGAUGCACACAGAAGAUGUCGGGCGAUUUGCGCUGGUCAUGGAGGCUGCCGACUGCUACAGCGAUCGGAGCCUCGCCAGGCGCGUGGGGAGAGUCCAGGCAAACUCACAGGUGACGGUAUUGGGCGAUGCAAAGAGCAACGCCGGCGUGGCGCUGCUCCUUCUCGCCCAUUCCGGGCAGCGCGUGUAUGUGGUCGACACUGCAUCCAUCUACGCCCUCGACCAAUGUGUGGAGAUCAAGCCUGGAGGUGCCAACUUCUUUCGGAGCAACGACUUCGCGGUGGAUCGGGCGGGCGUCAUCCCGGAAGGCGCUCAGCUUCCUCAGCUGGGGGCCGGAACUGCUUUGGGUCGCGAUGGCGUGCGGUACCCCUACUUGGAGGUGUUGUACCUGGGCUGCAAUGCCUUCGUUUGGCAGUGGCGCACAAAGGAGCCGGCUUUUCGCGAGCGAGAAGUGAAGCAGGCCCUUGGAAGACGGCUCAGCCAGGAGGUCGAAGUGGCCGACGUGCAGUUCCCACGGCCCACGCCUCUGUCGCCCUCUGCCGCCUUGGUCGUCUUAAAGAUGCCCCGUCCGGCUGAAGCGAAGGAGCCCGACCAGCGGGAGACGAUGAUCGUCGUGGUCUGGCAGGGGACGGAGUUCGACAAGCGACCGCUGGACCUGUUCACAGACCUGGCCGCAGCUCCUGUUCGUGCACAGAUGUGGCACGACUCACUUCCUGGUGUUUGGGCUCACUCUGGAAUCUACGCCAAGGUUCAGAGCGACGUCCUGCAACACGAGGAGUCCCUCAAAGGGAAAGUCUCCGAGGCGCUCUCGCAGACAUCUGGUCGCUGCCACAUCCUCUUCACUGGCCACUCCUUGGGAGGCGGUGCGGCGCUGAUCGCCCACCUAUGCUUUCUCGUGCGAUGGCAGGACUGGCUCCAGCGGGAACCGCGGCUAACGCUGGAGAGCACCACGUUCGCCGCGCCAAUGGUAUUCUAUCUGGCCGAAGGCAAAGCGCAUGUCUCACCACCACUCCUCAGCACCUUCAAGAAGCCUGGCAUCCAGAUUUUUGCAGACUACCCUAAGGGACAGCAGCCAGAACUACAUCUUUGA
Molecule: messenger RNA, 1590 nt
Organism: Symbiodinium sp. CCMP2592
Lineage: Eukaryota; Dinophyceae; Suessiales; Symbiodiniaceae
Source: the annotation of a GenBank genome assembly